This is a messenger RNA of Fulvia fulva, 1053 nucleotides long. RefSeq lists its product as uncharacterized. The transcript is spliced from 2 exons. The coding region runs from base 1 to 1053 and encodes 350 amino acids. Lineage: Eukaryota; Fungi; Ascomycota; Dothideomycetes; Mycosphaerellales; Mycosphaerellaceae. The record is from RefSeq and is a predicted model, not a curated record.
AUGCCCGCAGGUAUUGACCUGCUACAGGGAACCGGUGCAGCCGCUGGCCAAGACGGCAUCUCCACUGGAAGACCUGAUGUACAGCCUGAGCAUCUGGCAGGCUCAGCUCAGCAACCUCGUACAGGUGGAAAGCGAAUCGUCUUCACUGGCGGCUCAGGCAAGGCCGGAAGACAUGUCAUCCCAUACCUGCAGAAGCAAGGUCACAAGGUUCUGAACCUGGACUUGGUAGACUUUCCUGACAAGGAUGCUGGCGUAUUCACUCUCAAGGCUGAUCUGACGAAUUCGGGCGAGGUCUUCAAUGCCUUGACCACACAUUACACUAUGGCUGGCUACGAGCAAGGCCAUCCCGAGCCGCCACCGGACGCAGUCAUCCACUUCGGCGCCUUUGCGAGGAACAUGCUCGUGCCCGACAACAAGUGCUUCGCAGACAAUGUCACGUCAACCUACAACAUCAUCGAAGCGGCCUGCAAGCUCGGUGUCAAGAAGAUCAUCAUCGCCUCCUCCGAGACCACCUAUGGCGUAUGCUUCGCCGAGGGAGACUACGACUAUCACCAGUUUCCACUCGAGGAGGACUACGAUGUCGACCCAAUGGACUCGUAUGCUCUCAGCAAGCUUUGCGGUGAACGGACUGCGAGGACUUUCGCGCGUAGAUAUGGAGCUGACAUCUACGCUCUUCGCAUUGGCAACGUCAUUGAGCCCCACGAAUACGGUGACUUCGAGAUUUACGUCAAUCAGCCCAUGACCAGGAAACGCAAUGCGUGGAGCUACAUCGAUGCUCGGGAUCUCGGCCAAAUCUGCCAUUUGGGUGUCGAGAAGGACAAGCUAGGAUUUCAAGUGUUCAACGCUACCAAUGACACCAUAACGACCAAGAUCCCAACUGAACAAUUCUUGAAAGAGGCCUGCCCUAAUGUCAAGAUUACGAGGAAAAUGGGCGAAUUCGAAGCCCCACUCAGUAACCGCAAGAUUCGGGAAGUGCUCGGCUUCGUGGACGGCCACAACUGGAGGCAGUACUACCAACCUGACGUGAGUAUCGCUCAGAAGCUUGGCAUCUAG